AUGGAUACUCUCUUUAGACUAGUCAGUCUCCAACAACAACAACAAUCCGAUAGUAUCAUUACAAAUCAAUCUUCGUUAAGCAGAACCUCCACCACCACUACUGGCUCUCCACAAACUGCUUAUCACUACAAUCACAACAACUUUCCACAAAACGACGUCGCCGAAGAAUGCUUCAACUUUUUCAUGGAUGAAGAAGACCUUUCCUCUUCUUCUUCUCACCACAACCAUCACCACAGCACCUACUACUCUCCUUUCACUACCCCCACCCAAUACCAUCCCGCCACGUCUUCAACACCUUCCUCCGCCGCUGCUGCCUCCACGGCCGCAUUAGCCUCUCCUUACUCUUCCUCCGGCCACCACCACGAUCCAUCCGCUUUCUCCAUCCCUCAAACUCCUCCGUCCUUCGACUUCUCUGCCAAUGCCAAGUGGGCUGACUCGAUCCUCCUCGAAGCCGCACGUGCCUUCUCCGACAAAGACACCACACGUGCGCAACAAAUCCUAUGGACGCUCAACGAGCUCUCUUCUCCAUACGGAGACACCGAGCAAAAACUCGCUUCCUACUUCCUCCAAGCUCUCUUCAACCGCAUGACCGGUUCAGGAGAACGAUGCUACCGAACCAUGGUAACCGCUGCAGCCACCGAGAAGACUUGCUCCUUCGAGUCAACGCGCAAGACCGUGCUCAAGUUCCAAGAAGUUAGCCCCUGGGCCACGUUUGGACACGUGGCGGCUAACGGAGCGAUCUUGGAAGCAGUAGACGGAGAGGCAAAGAUCCAUAUCGUUGACAUAAGCUCCACGUUUUGCACUCAAUGGCCGACUCUACUAGAAGCUUUAGCCACCAGAUCAGACGACACGCCACACCUCAGGCUAACCACAGUAGUGGUCGCUAACAAAUUCGUCAACGAUCAAACGGCGUCGCAUCGGAUGAUGAAAGAGAUUGGAAACCGCAUGGAGAAAUUCGCUAGGCUCAUGGGAGUGCCUUUUAAAUUCAGCAUUAUCCAUCACGUUGGAGAUUUAUCUGAGUUUGAUCUCAACGAGCUCGAUGUUAAACCGGACGAAGUCUUGGCCAUCAACUGCGUCGGCGCGAUGCAUGGGAUCGCGUCUCGAGGAAACCCUAGAGACGCUGUGAUAUCGAAUUUCCGACGGUUAAGACCGAGGAUUGUGACGGUCGUGGAAGAAGAAGCUGAUCUUGUUGGUGAAGAAGAAGGCUUUGAUGAUGAGUUCUUGAGAUCGUUUGGAGAGUGUUUGCGUUGGUUUAGGGUUUGCUUCGAGUCGUUGGAAGAGAGUUUUCCGAGGACGAGCAACGAGAGGUUGAUGCUAGAGCGUACGGCGGGACGUGCGAUCGUUGAUUUGGUGGCUUGUAAGCCGUCGGACUCGACGGAGAGGAGAGAGACGGCGAGGAAAUGGUCGAGGAGGAUGAGGAACGGUGGGUUUGGGGCGGUGGGGUAUAGUGACGAGGUGGCGGAUGACGUCAGAGCUUUGUUGAGGAGAUAUAAAGAAGGUGUUUGGUCGAUGGUACAGUGUUCUGAUGCUGCCGGAAUAUUCCUUUGUUGGAGAGAUCAGCCGGUGGUUUGGGCUAGUGCGUGGAGGCCAACGUGA
Molecule: messenger RNA, 1596 nt
Organism: Microthlaspi erraticum
Lineage: Eukaryota; Viridiplantae; Streptophyta; Magnoliopsida; Brassicales; Brassicaceae
Source: the annotation of a GenBank genome assembly